This is a messenger RNA of Rhineura floridana, 2338 nucleotides long. RefSeq names its product dolichyl-phosphate mannosyltransferase subunit 2, regulatory (gene DPM2). The transcript is spliced from 4 exons. Gene Ontology annotation, cellular component: endoplasmic reticulum membrane; dolichol-phosphate-mannose synthase complex. The record is from RefSeq and is a predicted model, not a curated record. Gene Ontology annotation, molecular function: enzyme regulator activity. The coding region runs from base 107 to 361 and encodes 84 amino acids. Lineage: Eukaryota; Metazoa; Chordata; Lepidosauria; Squamata; Rhineuridae. Gene Ontology annotation, biological process: GPI anchor biosynthetic process.
UGUGAUUGGACAGCCGGACAGGAAGUAAGAGAGCAGGCCUUGGAAAAGCCAGAGCAGCCCCUCAGCAGAGGGAGGACUAGCGCUGGUCACGCCGCUACGGUGGGCUAUGGCCACUGCUACAGACCAGUUGGUCGGAUAUGGCUUAGUAGCCUUCAGUCUUGUUCUCUUUGCUUACUAUACCACCUGGAUUAUCAUACUGCCUUUCAUUGAAAGCGACCAUCUGAUUCACAAGUAUUUUUUGCCACGGGAAUAUUCUGUGAUCAUCCCUGUGGUUGCAGGGCUGCUGUUGCUGUUGUUUGUAGGAACGUUUAUAGCCACCAUCACAUGGAAAAACCGGAAAUCUGGGAAGAAAUCUGCCUGAAAGUGCCGAGAUGGAAGAAGGACAGAACAAACCCUGCAACCUCUUGGUGGCAGUGGCACGUUUUCUGGGAUGACUGAGCCCGCAGUACCUAGCAGAUGCUGGGAAGGGCAAGGGACCUUGAGUAUUAUCCUCACCAGCCUGCCCCGGUGUCAGCAUAGCCUCCCAAUGUAUGGACCAAAGGGAUUCAUAGCCCGAGGGACCCCAAACGAUGCUCUUCUGUGGCUGCCUGCUGGGAUAGGUAGACCAAGCUAUUUUGUGCCCUCUGCACCCCUGUGUCCUCCUGGCUGUCCCAUUAUCCUGCCAAGAGCCUCACUCGGGUAGCCAACACAAUGCCCUCCAGAUGUUGCCAGACUCCCAUCAUCCCUGAACCACUGGCCAUACUGGUUGGGGCUGAUGGGAGUCUCAGCAUCAACUGGAGGGCACCAGGUUCCCCAUUCGGGCUCUAAGAGGCAUUCCCUCUCUCAGGCAGGAAUGCCUUUUCUAAAUAGAGGCAUUCCUCCACUUUUCAAAUGCUGUUAGGGAAUGCUGCUGCUUAGAGCAAGGACUGGGGAAACCUUGGGCCCUCCAGAUAAUGCUGAAUGACAGCUCCCAUCAUCCCUGGUCACUGGCCAUGCUUGCUGGGACUGAUGGGAACUGUAGUUCAGCAACAUCUGGAGGGCCAAAGGUUCCCCACACCAGCCUCAUUUUGCUGACACCGUUUUUUCCUCUUACCCUGCCUCUCUUCCUCCUCCUUCAAUUCCCCCUCCCAGUCCUUUUAGCUUUUUGGUCCACGUUCUUUCUUUAGAUUAGCCUUCCCAGCCUGGUGCCCUCCAGUUUUUUUGGACUACAAUUCCCAGCCAGCCCCAGCCAGCACAGCUCCAUCCUGCCCACCCAUCCCUUGCUGGGCAAAAUCACAAGAGGGUCCUGGGAACAUUUCCACUGUGUUGAGUAGCAGUCUUUUGGAGAACAUCAGUUUUGAAGCAUAUAGCUGAAAUCAGCCUGCUUGCUGUUACUCUGACCCAGAGUAAAACUUCAAAGUUAUCCAACAGGUAAGCAGGCCCCAAACAAGAGCAGAGCUUCACUUACAACCAUACGACAUUGCAUCACCCCUGAGUAUUGGCCAUGCUGCCUGCAGCUCAUGGGAACAGUAUCUGAAGGGCUACAGAUUUCACCCGUCCCUGGCUUACAGCUUGACUGAGACCAGCCCGUGUAGCCUGGUGUUCCAAGGGGUUCAAGCAGUGCACAAGUGCCCCCUGCUGUUGUCUUGGAAUACUACUGUGGUUUUCUGACCUCCAGUUUUUUUGUAUUGGAACAGAAGUUAACCUGAUAGCUGGAUAAAUGGAGGUAUAAAAGCCCAGGGGAGCUCGGCUCAGAUAACUUGGGGAUUGGCAAGCAGGCAGAACGUUUUGCAAAAUCUCUCUACCGUUCGUAUGGGAGGGGGGAAUGGCAGCAUCAUCUUUAAGGCCAAGUGAGGGAAUACUUGUACGGUACUUGUAGUUGAAAAUGGAUUUCCUGCCCAAAAUGUCUUGAACUCACUGCAAUAAACGGUUUUCCUAGAAUCCCUCUUUCUUUCAUAGUAGUAUUACUAUUGCCAUUACUAUUACUAUAAUUGAGAGACAGUGUGGCAUAGUGGUUAGAGUGUUGGACUACAACCUGGGAGACCAGGGUUCGCAUCCCCACACAGCCAUGGAGCUCACUGGGUGACCUUGGACCAGUCACUGCCUGUCAGCCUCAGAGGAAGGCUAUGGUAAACCCUCUCUGAACAACACUUACAAUGAAAACCCUAUUCAUAGGGUUGCCCAUAAGUCGGAAUCAACUUGAAGGGCAGUCCAUUUCCAUUUUGUCAUUACUAUUAUUACUAUUCUGUUUCCUGUAUGUUUGUCUGUAUGUAUUACGGACUCCCCUGCUCAGAACUGUGUCCUCAGCCUCCCCCCUGUGUGGCUGGGUCAUCUUGGCAGCCCUAGUAAUAAAGCAUUGACUGGUUUCUCCAUGGAUAAA